GGGGCCCUGCGGUCCGGUGUCUCCGCUUUUGGGGCGUCUCCGGCGGUUCGGGCGAAGGAGGUGAAGGAGGGGUAGGACGGGUAGGACGACACGAAGGAGGCAGGCAGUCGCUCAGUCAGACCGGACUAUCAGCGGCACAUUUCCAGAGUGCACGCCGGGAAAACUGCUUCCAAACCAGGGGGGAAAUUCAGUCAGAGGGACCCGCAAUGAGUUGGGGAACGGAGCUCUGGGACCAGUUCGAUAAUCUGGACAAACACACGCAGUGGGGGAUCGACUUUCUGGAGCGCUAUGCAAAAUUUGUGAAAGAGAGGCUGGAGGUUGAGCAGAACUAUGCCAAGCAGCUCCGGAACUUGGUGAAGAAAUACUGUCCAAAGCGCUCCAAAGACGAUGAGCCAAGGUUCACAUCCUGUUUGUCGUUUUACUCCAUCCUGAAUGAGCUGAAUGAUUAUGCUGGGCAGAGGGAGCUGGUGGCUGAGGAGAUGGCUCUCAAGGUUUACAAUGAGCUGAUGAGGUACAGCCAAGACCUCAAAGCCGAGAGGAAACACCAUCUACAGGAGGGCAGAAAGGCUCAGCAGUAUUUGGAUCAGUGCUGGAAGCAGAUGGACAAUAGUAAAAAGAAGUUUGAGAGGGAGUGUAAAGAAGCGGAGAAAUCCCAGCUAAACUACGAGCGCUUAGACAGCGACAUCAACGCCACCAAAUCGGAGGUGGAGAAGGCUAAAAACCAGUUCUACAUGCGCACUCACAUGGCCGAUGAGAGCAAGAACGAAUAUGCUGCUCAGCUUCAAAACUUUAACGGCGAACAGUGGAAACAUUUCAACAACGCAAUACCGCACAUCUUCAAGAACCUGCAGCACAUGGAUGAACGUCGAACUGUGAAGCUGGGAGAGACGUAUCGAAGCUUUGCAGAGGCAGAGCGGAAGGUCAUCCCUAUCAUCUCCAAAUGUCUAGAUGGAAUGGUUACUGCAGCCAAAGCUGUAGAUGAAAAAAAGGACUCAAGCUUAGUUGUGGAGUCCUUCAAGUCUGGCUUUGAACCCCCAGGCGACUUCCCCUUCGAAGACUUCAGUCAGAAUUUGAGCGGAACAGGAUCAGACGGGACUAUAAGUAACACGCCCAAAGGAGAAAGGGAAAGAGAUGUGGUGCAAGGGCCACGUUCUGAGCCAAAACCCACCUUGGGCAAAGCCAAGAACAAGCUGUGGUUGUUUGGAAAGAAACCAAAGUGGUCAGUAAAAAUGGCGCCGUCUCUGGAGGAUUUUAGCCACUUACCUCCGGAGCAGAGACGAAAAAGGCUGCAGCAGAGGAUUGAGGAGCUCAGCAGGGAGCUCCAGAAGCAGAUGGAUCAGAGAGAUGCUUUGAACAAGAUGAAGGAUGUAUAUGAAAAGAAUCCUCAGAUGGGCGAUCCCACCAGCCUGCAGCCGAAAAUAUCAGAGACCAUUUGUAACAUGGAGAAGCUGCGCUCAGAGAUCCAUAAGAAUGAGACCUGGUUGUCUGAGGUGGAGGGAAAACAGAGCUCCAGAGGAGACAGAAGACCCAGCACAGACAAUCACCAGCACACUCCCCAAGGCAGAGAAAGUCCUGAGGGAAGCUAUACAGAUGACACAAGUCAAGAGCAUCACACGCCUCACCGCCGGCCUGGUCCCACACAGCCCGCCAACCGAAACCCCGACCUUCACGAAUUUGACGAUGAAUUUGACGAUGACGACCCUCUGCCUGUCAUCGGCCACUGCAAGGCCCUGUAUUAUUUUGAUGGUAAGAAUGAAGGAACGCUGAUGAUGGCAGAGGAUGAGGUGUUGUACAUCAUAGAGGAGGACAAAGGCGACGGCUGGACCCGAGCGAGGAAGCAGAGCGGAGAGGAAGGCUACGUCCCCACCUCCUAUGUGGAGAUCACCAUGGAGAAAAACAGCAAAGGUGCCGUCACCUACAUCUGAAGCGUCGUCAUUCUCCUGUCUGUCAUUUCCUCCAUAUCGUCCUCACUCAUCAACUCAAAAAGGAUGAGGACAGCAUCUGCAUGGAAGUCUGUCGCCUGCUCUGUCUUCUUGUUUGCAUCCCAUCUCUCUUCCUCUUUGCCCGUUUGUUCCUCCAACGCUGCAGUCCUCUCAUACUUGUGAAGUGAUGCCUCAGAGGUGAGUCUCUCAGACAGACAAACGACAGAACCCUGUUCCAGCCUCCGGUUAAAGCUGCAGCACUUCAGAACGAUCAAAGUGUUCAAGAUCCAUCAGUGUAAUAUAUUAGAAACGUCACUGCCUGCUGAUUAUUUUAAAGCUUCUUUUUUUGUAUCUGGAGAUGUUCAAACUCCCUGAUUUUACGUUGAACUGUCAACAUUUGUACUUUGUGAAAUGUGUUUUUAGUUGAUCUGUCUUUUCAUGUUUCACAUGUUUGUGUUUCCAGUGCCAUCCCUCCAGACUCUGUCUGGAUUUUAACUGCAGUAAAACCUUUUCUAAAAUCUUUGAAAAAGAUACAGAAGAAAGCACUAUAGCUUUUUACAGAAUCCACUGUCACAUCAAUUUUAUGUCACUUUUUUAGUGCAUUUAAUAUUAUUUGUCAUUCACAAGUAUUACAUGCUAAGCAACAAAUUAAGGUCCCCUUAACGAAUGGACGGACUGUAUUUCCAACAGAAAAAAUAAACCGGAAAAAACAUUUGAUCAUUUAAAUAUUGAAAGAAAUCUUUUUUCCAGAUAUAUUUUUAUUCAUAGACUAGAUUUAACGCACGUUUUCAUCAUAUCCAAAGCUACAGAAGUUUAGUCAGAUUGAAUGUUUUAAAAUUGGUGACUAGGUUUCCCAUAAUACUCUAAUCUGUAACUGAAGCUCGAUGUCAAACAGAAAAAGGUUCAGAGCGCUGUCUUCACAUUUUAUUGUUGUAAUUUUUUACUUAAAUUUACGUUUAUCCUCCCAGUUGGAAGACUUUUAGGGAACUAAUUGUGUUAUUUCAAUUAUUUUAAGAGGUUUCUUUUUUUUUUUUUUACUUUAAAAAGAUGUUUAUAGAAACUUCUUCCAGCUGUUUUCCUGCACACUCACGUGUCCCCAUAAUUCCAGAGAAAGUGCGGGUUUUUCUUCAUAAUUUUGGACAUUAACGUUAUCAGACUGUUGGCUUCUCUAACAGCUACAAAAAUGGGCCCCAAUGACAGCUGCGGGGAGCAAUUGAGUAAUGUAAUUACUGCCAGUGUUGUGUUGUCAUUCUGACGGUGUCCAAUAAAAUCCUUAUUGACAUACUUCCGCAUUUAACAUCCCACCUUGUCUUUAUAUCCUGCAAAGUUCAUGUUUUAAUAGAACUAGACAAAAAAAUCCAGAUUUUAUUACCAAAUAUGAAACAUUUAAUUCAUAAAGAGUUUCUUCUCUGAGCUUCAGGUUGGAUCUAAGUGAUGAUUUGGGUAACCGUCUCUCUUUUCCAUGUGACUGCAGGUUCCUGAGGGCUGCAGAGUGGCCAGGCGAUUUGAUUGGCUGGUGGAGGGCUCAUGCUGAUUGCUGAUUAUUGGUGGUGGGGCUGAUUGUGCAUUAAAGAAAGAGGAGAAGGGGGGGCGGCAUCUGCAUGUCUGCAUGCUCACAUAUCCACUAUCAGGGUAGAAGUUGGUAGAAUACAUGAUCCCAAAGUCGCAAACAGGUAACAACGUCUUGUACAUCCAUAAAUAUUUGCACUAAAAGGAGUGUUUGCAGCAUUCUCACUGGGAGGUGACAUCUGCUCCAGAUUCUUAUAGUAACAUGAUUCUGCAUGUUGAUCAACCCUGCUCUGUAGAAAAAUAAGAUCUAACCAUCUACAGUUCAUAAACUUAAUCUGUGCAAUCAGAGUAGUUUGACCUGAUCAACAUCACGAGGGAAAAGGUCUUUAGUUUUGACCGAUGCUGCUUGUAAUCAUCCAUUAAUAGUUAAAUUGCCCCUGAGAGAAGAAUUAGUGCAGCCAGCAGUUUUAUUCCGACCGUUGCCUGCUGGAUUUUAUUAACUGUUACUAAUCUUUGCCUUUUAAACUGUCAUAUCAUUAUUGAAACCUGUUAGCUUUAGGCUAAAUCAGACCCGGAGGCUCAUAAUUUGUGCAGAGGUGAGAGCAUAAAUAAAUAUUCAGUUAAUCUUUACUAAGGGGAUUUGUUCCUCCUGAGCUUUUGAUUCCACAUCUUUGUACUUCAAAUAAAACCCAUGAGACUGCCAGUAAAGCCUCUCUGCUGCAGCCUUAAUGCCUUUGUCUUCACUGAAACACAUAGAACAGGCAACAAGCUUUAAGUUGUCACCCUCGCCUGUGUUUGCUGCACAACUCUGUUAAAAGCUGCUUCAGCAGAAACGCAGAUUUACAGUCAGGGAGUUGUGCGUAGUUCUUUUUAAACCACUAACAUUGUCAGCGCUGCUCGCUUCAGCUCACUCCUAUCCUCAUCUGUGCUCUGUUGGUGAUGUCUGCCUGCCUGAGCCACUCUGCUCCUCAUGCCUGCCCCCAACCUUCAUCAAGCCGCAUGUUUGUAACAUCCUCCCAUUAGGAUUCAGUUGUGUUUGUGAAGCCGUGAUUUAUGUUUAACUCCAUUCUGUCAUUUUCCUCCUUUCCUGAAGCAUGAUUUAUUUUAAGUAACAAGUGUCAGAAUGGAUGAAGCAGACAGCAGGACUUUCAGGUGAAUAGAGGACCCCUUUUGUCCUCUUCCGCUCCAUUUCCUUUGUUUUUCUCUUGGGAUACAAUACCACCCGUUGAACAGCAGAGGGCGGCCUUCUCCAAAGCCCUGCUCAGUGGUGAGCUCUGGACUCUGCCUUAAACCCUUCACACUGUAACCAUGGAGACUUUUUGAAGAAAAAACAAUGUUUGCUCCCAUCUUUUGACUACAUCUCCCAUCAUCCAUCAGGGCUGUCACCAACCCCCUCAGACGCGGUUCCACAAACCUUUUUUAAUUCUGUUUGUGAAUGUGACGACAGACACAAAUGAAAUGUAAAUAUGAACAUCUGUCAUGUCUUGCUGAAUGUGUUUCUAUGGUGAUUGUCUUUAGGUUUGUUUGAACUGAACCGAUGCACUUUGUCCCGAUUUACUACAGCAUUUGAACAUGAUUAAAGAGUGAACGGAUGAGUCUGCACUGAUUGUAGAGAAGUGCUCCAUUUUAUUAUGACCACUAAGCAAAAGAAAUUGAUUUUAUACCUGUUUUGUAACUUUCCCUUCUUUUUAUAGACUCUCUAAUCUGUAAUGUUUCUCUUAAUUGUUUUUUGACUGCAAAAUGUUUGAUAAAGUGCACAGUAAGAUUGCUCUAGGUUAAAUGAAAAGCAUAGGAGUCCUUUCAUGAAAGCCAGAAGGUGUCUGAGCUUUAAUUUUUUUGGAAAAAAAAAAAGCUGUGAAAUGAUCAGAACAAUGCUGUAGAUUUUACUUGAAUCUGUAAUUCCUCAUCGUGUCACUGUUUCCAUCUGUGACCGUUUAGCAAUCAAUACUGGAGGAAUGGUUGAACAUUAAAAUAAUCCACCUUUCAGGUCUUUUUGCUUUGAAAUCAAUCUGCUUCCCUAUUGCCUUUUGUUAAAAUAAAGAAAAAGCAAAUAAUAAAUGGC
Messenger RNA from Oryzias latipes (Japanese medaka), 5493 nucleotides. It is a transcript of the gene fnbp1l, whose product is annotated as formin binding protein 1-like. The record is from RefSeq and is a predicted model, not a curated record. Gene Ontology annotation, molecular function: protein binding. Gene Ontology annotation, biological process: signal transduction. NCBI's taxonomy places the organism in Eukaryota, Metazoa, Chordata, Actinopteri, Beloniformes, Adrianichthyidae.